CGGUGGAGUUGGGAGGAAGAGAUGUCUAAGAUCGGAGGGAAAAUUGUGCUUAUCCUUAGCUUCGUGUUUCUGACGACUUGCCUCGAUGCGGCGAAAGGGCUGCCCUUGAGGAAACAGCGCAACCACAGUCCGAAGGAAAGGAACUAUAAGUUGGUAGAGAUCUCUACUUCAUCCGACACGGCUUCAAUCAAAGAAGACGAAAUGCCGCAGUCUAACAAGGUCCGGAACCUGAGGCGAAAUGGACGGGCCAUGCCACACAGGCAGAAACGCCGUUGGCCACUGCAACAUGCUGCAAGGAACCAGUUGGCAUCACUCCAGCCAGGUGGCGCAACCCAGGAGGAGAGCACGCCCUUUGUGCUGGACUUGAAGAACCUGCCAGGCUUAGCCAACGUGGACCUGAGUGCCCAGAAUCCAAAUAUACAGGUGACCAUUGAGGUCGUGGAUGAUCCUCAGGCUGAGAUGGAGAUGGACCUGCUGAAGGAAACUAGCAAUGACUGGUCUCUGACCUCCUCUGAGUGGCUGUCCCACAAAGACCUCUUCUGGCCACUUUUCUGGGAGUACACGGACCCCAUGGAGGAAGGGGAGGAAGGGGGAAAUUUGGACAUUAGGAGCAGGGGGGAAGAAGAAGAUGAUGACGAAGAGGAGGAGGAUGACUACACUUCAGAGUAUGAUGAGGAAGAAACGGUGCUGAGUGGAGUGGGAGGUGACUGGGACCAGCGGUGGCCCCAUCAGAAAAACUGGAUCUUCAAAGAGAAGUAUAAUUACGACUAUGAAGAUGAAGAGGAGUGGAGCCCUUGGUCUCCGUGCACUGUAACCUGUGGCACUGGCAACCAGAAAAGAACCCGGUCUUGUGGCUACGCAUGCACUGCAACGGAGUCGAGGACCUGUGACCUGCACCGCUGUCCUGGAGCAGAUGGGGAGUUGUCUCUUGCCACAGAAGAGACACCAUUUGAAGCUGAGAAUGCCACAGAGAUCCUGAACUCAGAUGUGGACAGCUGUGAGAAGUGGCUCAAUUGCAAGAGCGACUUCCUCAACAAAUACCUGAGCAAAGUCUUGUCGGACCUGCCCAGCUGCCCCUGCUCCUACCCGCUGGAAGCCGUCUAUAGCGCCGUCAACCUGCGGGACGAGCGGCAGGGCAAGAGCUUCCGCUGGCGAGAUGCCAGCGGGCCCAAGGAGCGGCUGGACAUCUACAAGCCCACGGCCCGCUUCUGCCUGCGCUCCAUGCUCUCCCUGGACAGCACCACGCUGGCUGCGCAGCACUGCUGCUACGACGAGAGCGCCAGGCUGAUCACGCGGGGCAAGGGGGCUGGGGCCCCCAACCUCAUCAGCACCGAGUUCUCCCCCGAGUUGCACUACAAGGUCGAUAUGCUGCCCUGGAUCCUCUGCAAAGGGGACUGGAGCAGGUACCACGCCGUGAGGCCUCCGAAUAACGGGCAGCGGUGUGCUGACAACCCCCCAGAGGAAGAAUACCUCUCUCAGUUACAGGAGGCCAGGGAGUAUUAACGCAGAAAAAAACAACCCAAAAGACGUGGAGAGCAGGACAUUUUUGGUCUCCCGCGCGACUAGGGAGUAUAACAGGGCCUCUUUUCUUCUCUCUCCUCCCCUCAGCUUUUAUGUCAACAAAGGCCUCCGCUUCAGAAUGGCUACAGAGCCGCUGCUUGUUUUGCAUUCCCUUGGUAACCAGGUAGUCUGUAGGAAACCUUAGUGCAAACUCUACAGUGGCUUCUGCCCUGUCUUCUACAUAGGGGCCUCCAGUUUCUUUCCUGACUUCCUCGUUACCCAAAAGUUGCCACAAUUGGCCCAAAUGGGCUGUACCAGAAGGCUUGCUAUGGCCAUCCUGAGGGAUUAUAGGGAUGGGAAGAGCCAGAGGGAAGGGGGGGGGGAGGUGUCUUUCAAAAGGCCCAUUGUGACUCGUUUUAUACUGCACACAAGCUGUCGCUCAAAGGCAGACUGGGAGAUCUUACGGCCUAAAACUCUAAUCGGGUGCUUGAAGGUUUUGCAUAGAGUCUGUAAGCAGUCUCCAGGUGGAUGACUCAAUACACCUAAAUUCUGUUUUCAGCUAAAAGGGAAACUUGGUUGGACAUAUUGAGAGUGACAGAUCUGGCUUCAAGCAUCUGUUGUCUUGAUGUAGUCCUGGGGCAAGAGAAAGGAUGAUGUUCCACACAGUUUGGGAGAAACUGGUAUGGAGGGGUGCUGGAUUGUGUGUGCGUGCUUUGGGAUGUAAGUUCUGGGAUGUAUUGUGAAAACACAUCCCCUAAAGUGGAUGAGUGGCAGAUGAAGCCAACCCUUCUUGCUGGGUUGAUAGAACAAUCUGGGUCUCAUUUCUACCCAGCAAGUCUGAUAAGGAAGCAAGCAAAUGUUUUAAAACUUAUUAUUCUCUUCAGGCCAGAGGCAGGGCAGAAAACUAAGCCCAACUCAUUUAUAAGACUCCAGGGGAGGAAUUGAACAUCUUGCCCUUCUGAUCAUUCUGUCAACACAAGCAUUUCGGCUUGCAAGACGGGACAGUCCUGAGCACAGUUCCCAAGCUUCCCCCCCAAAAAAACCCUGAACCAAUUGGAGGGGCAGGGGGAGGAGAGUUGGGGGCAGGGUGAAGUCCUUGUUCAAGGCUUCUGCUGACAAGACUGAAUAGUUGAAUCCUAAGCCAGGUGUCCUCGGAAAAGUUGCAGUUCUGAGCAACCUCAGUCAAUAGCAUGGGAAAGAACAAAGUCCAUGUCCUCCAGCCAAACCAUUUCAAUUUCAUAUACCAGAGGUAGCCAACACAAUUCUUUCCAGUUGUUGGACACCACCUGCAACAUCUGGAGCUCCAGACAGCACAGCCAGUAGUCAGGGAUGAUGGAAGCUGUAGUUCAGCCACAUCUAGCCACCCCUGAUAUAGAAGUUCAUUCUGAGUUUUGGAUCUGAUGUUUGGCAGAGGAUUGGUUGGAACAACCCAGUCAUGGAUUUCUCACAUUGCUGUUUGGUUUCUCAACUUGGGAGGGAAAGAUCCAACUUCCAAUUUUCAUCUUUCUGUUUUGUUUUGGGAUUUUAACUUUUGGUCUAGUUCCUUUAUCGUUGGCAGUAAAGGGACGGGUUUGCCUCUUGAUACAGUGGAUGACAGCUGGGUUGUGAGUGAAGGAAUUAGUCCUAGAGCUAUUGGUGCUCUAGAGCUUUAAAUAAAGCAAGCCCACAAUUCUGUGCAAAGUAGUUGUGCAAACUUGCAUAUCUGUCUUGCACAAUUUAGUCUACUUUUCCUAGUUUUGAAGAAGGGCAAAGAGCCAUCAGACUGAAUCCCUUGUUUUCUCUUCCAUUUUGUGAAAUUUUGCCAGGCAUCAGCUGGAAAGGUGUUCCUUUUUUUAAAAAAAAUUAAACUUAAAAUUUUAGGGUGCUAAAUUUUGUACUCAGUACCAACUUCCACAUUUGCAUGCAGAGCAUAGCCGCCGCCAUUUUAGUACUCUCUGGUAGCCAGAAAGUCUGCCUAGGCGCUCCUAAUCUUUUCUCUGUACUUUGAGAACUAGGAGGUUUCUCUUCUCUUAAUAUUAAAGGUCAUAUUUUCAAGAUUCUGUAUUAUAAUGUAGCUUCUGCAUUAUCUGUCAUGCAGAUUCCUACGACAACGUUCACCCUUCCCUGAUGCUCUGUAAGGUGUUUGCCAGCUUGGGGACACAUCUCUCGUUCCUGCUGAAGUCAAUAGCAAUAACUCUAAUUGGUUUGCAAUCAAGUAAGAUUGCUGCCUUGGCCUUUAUACCAAGCUUCUUUUGAGCCAAGGCCACAUUCAUGCCAUACUUUUAAACCACUGUUACCAUUUUUAAAAGUUGUGGCUUCCCUCAAAGAAUUAUGGGAGCUGUAAUUCAUUCAGGAUGCUGAGAGUUGUAGGAGAAGCCUAUUCCCAUCAUAGAGCUCCCACAAUUAUUUGGGAGGAGCUGUGAUUAUUUAUAGUGGUAGCCUAGUGCUUAAAAUGUAUCAUGUGAAAGUGGAUUUGGCCGCUGACUCCAAGGACAGGAGCCUUUUGUUGGACAAUGAUCCAGAGUCCAGAACCAUCUUCUUUCACAGGACAUGCACAGCCAGAAAUUGGAGGCUUGUGUGCUGUCCCUUCUUCUACCAGUUUUAUUAGUGAUGUCUUAAGUUUAUGGAACUUCACCUUAUGGCCUUUAGUCCCCUUUAAGUGAUGAUUGGCCUUAUAGGCAUUCCAGCAAAUUUUGUUGUGUGUUCCUGGCGGCACAACAUGUCUGGCAGACUCCAUGAUGGACAAGCCAUGAUCUCAAGAUGUUUGGACCACUCAAGACUGUUGGGGGAGAGAAGAAGUAUGUCAGCUUGGGCAUUGCAACAAGACCCUUCUUUCUUUUUAGAGUAUCUCCCUAAAAAAACACCAAAGCCUCUCUUUCUCCCUUAAAGCUCACGUUUAUUGCUCAGGACUGACACAGGCUGUUGGACUGGGAUGGUUCUGCUAUGGCAUCUAGUAGCUACAUUAGGAAUCAGUAGGUCUGCUGUCUUAUCUAGACUUCCUGAGUGAAAAAUGUACCUGCGAUCCUGGAAAUAACGAAGCUGCUAGGGAGUUUUGUCCUAUUCUAUUGCUCGCUUCUAUCUUCUGCUUCUGUCUCCAAACAGAAUCUUAAGCUGGUGCAUUUUGCUGCAUUCAGUGGCUUGGCUUGUUUAUGGCUCUACCUUGUAAGUUGCUACCAUCAGAUGCUGUCAUUCUCUAUCCCAGGAUUAGGUGAGCUUUUCUGUUGGGGGCCACAUUCCCAGGCAGAAAUAGUCUGUCAGGGGCCACAUUCCAACAGCACGUGGGACCCAGAGUCAAAGGUAGGUGGGGCCACCUCCUUUCUUUCUCUCUCUGCCACCCUCUUUCCCCAUAUUUUUGCCCUGAAACUAGGUCCAGGACUAUGUCUUAGGGCCACAGGUCAUGUCCCCCUCCUGCUGCAGCCCUUUCUUUGUGGCAUCUUCUCUCAGCUCAGGCUGUUGUGUUUAGAUAAUUGUGCUCAUAAAACCAAAAAGUGUGCUGGCAGAGAAAAUAAGUGUUUGGGAAGAAGAAGCACAAUGAAAUAAAUUUGAAUACUUUGGGGACAACAGCAAGUGCAGGCAGAUGAAUGCGGAAAGUUGCUGGUGAAGCCAAAAUGAAGGCUGCAGCCUGCCGCUUACUGAUUUUUGUACUCCCAGAGCCUUCUUAUUCCACACCCCUCCUAUUCCCUAUCACGGUCCUGCUCACAUCUGAUAUAGCGGGGUCCAUUGUCAAUAAAUGUUGAUCUUUAAUUGCUCACAGGCAAAGAAUAGCCAACUGUUGACCCACUGGCAAAAUGUGUCCCACAACAAAAGGUAGGCAUAGCUUGACCCGGCAGUGGGUGGAGCCAAAGUGGGUGGAAUUUGAAGGCUUGCAAAAUAGCUGUCACCCCUCAAUCCCUUCUCUCUCUCUCCUGUCUUUGCUCACAUACAAACACGUAAAGGGGAAGUGAUUUCAAGGAGGACUUCUCAAAGAGCAACAGUGAGACUAGAUAACAAUGGGGAAAGCCUUAGCUUUCAUCAUUGGGUGGGUGGAGCAUGUAUGAGUCACAGAUGCCUGUCGGAGUUUGAUCUCUGUACCACUAGCGUAUCAAAUGCCACUGUUUUCACAAGCACCUUAGACUCCCAGAAAGUGUUGCGGUCUCAUUUGGGUGAGUAUAUACCAAGGAACAAGGGUUUAUUUUUAUACCAUGUAACUAAGAUUCUGUCUGGCGAUUUCUAUUUAAGCUAUAUUAAAAAGAAAAGAAAAAAGUA
Messenger RNA from Podarcis muralis (Common wall lizard), 5724 nucleotides. It is a transcript of the gene ISM2, whose product is annotated as isthmin 2. The record is from RefSeq and is a predicted model, not a curated record. NCBI's taxonomy places the organism in Eukaryota, Metazoa, Chordata, Lepidosauria, Squamata, Lacertidae.